Molecule: messenger RNA, 1215 nt
Organism: Homo sapiens (human)
Lineage: Eukaryota; Metazoa; Chordata; Mammalia; Primates; Hominidae
Gene: SEC11A
Product: SEC11 homolog A, signal peptidase complex subunit
Exons: 7
Coding region: 279-740 (153 amino acids)
Biological process (GO): protein maturation; protein processing
Cellular component (GO): membrane; signal peptidase complex; endoplasmic reticulum membrane
Molecular function (GO): serine-type endopeptidase activity; peptidase activity; signal peptidase activity
Source: RefSeq, marked reviewed
AGUAGUUCCGCCCGCUGGUCAUCGCGCCCUUUCCCCUGCCGGUGUCCUGCUCGCCGUCCCCGCCAUGCUGUCUCUAGACUUUUUGGACGAUGUGCGGCGGAUGAACAAGCGGCAGGUACAAUGAGAGAAAUGCAAAGAUAGUUAAGAAAGACUCGGCCUUCAAGGAGCCUAAAUGUGUAGAAAAGGACUAAGGCAAAACAAUAACUUUUUUGAGCUCUUGCCAUGUGUGAAGCACUUUAUACACCUGUAAGCUCUAUUAUCAAGUCCUAAAUUUUGGAAUGAUUGUCUCAUCGGCACUAAUGAUCUGGAAGGGGUUAAUGGUAAUAACUGGAAGUGAAAGUCCGAUUGUAGUGGUGCUCAGUGGCAGCAUGGAACCUGCAUUUCAUAGAGGAGAUCUUCUCUUUCUAACAAAUCGAGUUGAAGAUCCCAUACGAGUGGGAGAAAUUGUUGUUUUUAGGAUAGAAGGAAGAGAGAUUCCUAUAGUUCACCGAGUCUUGAAGAUUCAUGAAAAGCAAAAUGGGCAUAUCAAGUUUUUGACCAAAGGAGAUAAUAAUGCGGUUGAUGACCGAGGCCUCUAUAAACAAGGACAACAUUGGCUAGAGAAAAAAGAUGUUGUGGGGAGAGCCAGGGGAUUUGUUCCUUAUAUUGGAAUUGUGACGAUCCUCAUGAAUGACUAUCCUAAAUUUAAGUAUGCAGUUCUCUUUUUGCUGGGUUUAUUCGUGCUGGUUCAUCGUGAGUAAGAAGCCUGCCUUGCUGUUCCUGGGAAGAUGCCAUAGUUUUCGUUACUGGAUGUUUGGAGUAGAUACUGGUCUGUGAUUGGUGGAAUGGAGAACACACGUGUUGGUGCUUCUGGGUAGCACUGGUUUGCAUUAGUUUAUGUUUCCAUGCCAGAGUUUGUGUGGGCGGGCGCAUGUGCACCACAGAGUGCACUCGAGGGGACUUUCAGUCACAGGAUUUCAUAAUUGUCAUUGUCACACUUUCAAAUUUUUGUACAUCAGUGAAUUUUUUUAUAUUAAAAGGUUGAGCCAAAGCCCCCAGUGUUUGUAUUUUGAAGCCAAGCUUCACUUCUAAAGUGCCUACAGAGACUUGUAAAUGAAAAUGCAGCUCUGCACGAGUUUGAAACCGUCAUACCUCCUUCUAUUAGGAAUGGCAUAUACUGAGGUGGUCGUAAGUCUUAACUUCUAAAAUUUUAAAUAAAAGACUUUGCACAUUGAA